GUAGGCGCCCGCAAUCUGUCUCCUUCCCCGGCAUGGAGCCGGUAGGGAGCGAGGCGGCCUGCUUUAAGGAGCCAUACUAACCCUGCUCUGCAGACCUUCCGUCCGAUUGAGCAGCGCGACCAAGAAGAGCAGGCGGAAGCAUGGUACAACCAUCCCGUUCGAGUUCAGAACAAGGAGCUCUUGGCAGAGAAUCUGCGCCUCAAGAAGCUCCUCCGCGAGAACGGCAUCUCGUGGGAUCCGCGACUGACCCUAGAUCCCCACGAUCCCAGCAGAGGCACGUGGUCGUCGGGCGUGCCGAAGGUCCAGACUCGCUCGUCCACCGGCCCGGGACGGCUUUCUCAGAGACAUGGACGGCUGCCGACCCUGCCCAUGGAGAUCCAGCUCUUCAUCCUAGAGUACGCCCUGACCAGCAAGUACCCGAUCAUCGACCCCCUCUGUAAGUUGAACAAAGACUGCAUGACUGCGACCGAGAAAAGCCGCGGCAACCAGAUCGCCAUCGGCUUCUUGGCCACCUGCAGAGCUCAUCUGAUCGAAGGCACGCGAUUCCUCUGGCGCAACAACACGUUCAUCUUUACGAGCCACCUUGCUUUGCGCAACUUUGCCAAUGUCGACCUCGAGCACCGGAAGACCAUCAAGUUCGUCACUUUUCGCAUCGUCGCUCGCUAUUACGACGAUGAGAAACGGAAGCACUUUGCCCCGUUCCCUUCUCCGGGGUAUGCGUACGACAAGCCGAUCAACCUCAAGGUUAUCCCGCGGACCAAGGAAAAGAACCUCGCCCGCAAGGGAUUUCGCAGUUACACCUGGGAUCAGGUCGUCGACUUUCUCGACGCAAUGCGGCCGCCCUUUGACCCCAAUCACCGCAGCGGACAGCCGCGCCCCCGCCUGCUGCCUAACCUGGAGUGUCUGAGGAUGGAUUUUGUCAACUUUCCAGAUGAUUUUCUCACGCCUCCGAGAGGGACGGCCCUCCACGAUCUUGCCUCUCACGACCUUGGAUGCACCUUGAACGAACUUCAGCUCACCGGUCUUCCAGAGUGUCUGUGGGGCCAGGAGAUUGCCGCCCAUCUGUCUGGAAUGGUCAAGGACGAUGGCCUCCGCCUUACCGCCGACUCGGUCUUCGUCUACUGUCGCAACCAUCUCCGUCGAUUGUCGGGCUGGAGGUGGGAUCCAACUUGGUACCCGAAGGUGAUUCGGGGAUGGAAGCUACUGGCGGAUGAGCACGCACGCACCACGGACAAGACAACCGCACCCCAACGCUCCCAUGCCCACCACGAUGAACAUGCAGGCCCGCCCAGAAUGCCACCGGCCCCCAAGGAGGAAGGCCAUCCGGAGACGCAGUGGAAGAAGCGUCGCACUAUCUUCAAGCGCGUACCUAUUGCGAUAGACGACGAAACACGCACUUGGUGCGAGUUUGACCGGCUGACCGGCCGCCCCAUUCCUGAUGACGCCUACGAUUCUGAGGAUGACGACUACGACAUAUCCGACCUCAUCUGCCCCGGUUGCGGCAUCAUGCACGGUCCUCCGGAAGAACACUGAUCGAGGCUCGCCUAAUGUUGUCGAUGCUUUGCCAGCGGGAGGCGAGCAUUUGCUGCCCAAGAUUGUCAUACAUGGUAGCACUUUUUUUUGGUGGAGAUGGCAGCAGAAGCGCUCGGGGGCUGCACACCUAUCGUCUACGGCAGCUUGGCCAUUUUUCUUGCUAUUCAUGAACCAUGUAUUGCUUUCACAAGGGUUGUGUGUGUCAGGUUUGCCGGAGCGGAUAGCAUCUACAUGGAACGGUGACGGCGUUGGAACUGGGCACCACAAGAACAGCGCUUAGACGGUACCAGGAGCGUUGACGACGUUAAUG
Messenger RNA from Thermothielavioides terrestris NRRL 8126, 1843 nucleotides. RefSeq lists its product as uncharacterized. The record is from RefSeq and is a predicted model, not a curated record. The transcript has a single exon. NCBI's taxonomy places the organism in Eukaryota, Fungi, Ascomycota, Sordariomycetes, Sordariales, Chaetomiaceae. The coding region runs from base 370 to 1533 and encodes 387 amino acids.